Messenger RNA from Colletotrichum graminicola M1.001, 1872 nucleotides. RefSeq names its product calcineurin-like phosphoesterase. The record is from RefSeq and is a predicted model, not a curated record. The transcript has a single exon. The coding region runs from base 1 to 1872 and encodes 623 amino acids. Gene Ontology annotation, molecular function: hydrolase activity. Gene Ontology annotation, biological process: nucleotide catabolic process. Gene Ontology annotation, cellular component: cytosol. NCBI's taxonomy places the organism in Eukaryota, Fungi, Ascomycota, Sordariomycetes, Glomerellales, Glomerellaceae.
AUGCUCCGACCUUCCUCCCUCAUCGCCGCAGCAGCGCUCUGCCUGCCCCUCACAUCCGCCUCUCAGCCUGGCGCCGCCUCUCCGAUACCGGCCCCGAUGCGCGACCUGACUUGGGGCCAGCUCAACUUCCUCCACACGACCGAUACACACGGCUGGCUGGGCGGCCACCUUCUCGAGCCGCAGUACUCCGCCGACUGGGGCGACUACGUCUCAUUCGCUGAGCACAUGCGGCGGAAGGCCGACGAGCGCGGCGCUGACCUCCUCGUCAUCGAUACGGGUGACCGUGUCGAGGGCAAUGGCCUCUAUGACAGCUCGAGCCCCAAGGGCCUCUUCACCUACGACAUCUUCCGCGAGCAGGCUGUCGACAUCCUCUGCACCGGCAACCACGAACUCUACCAGGCUGACGCUGCCCAGCGCGAGCACGACAUCACAGUGCCCAACUUCCGCGAAAACUAUAUUGCCAGCAACCUCGACUACAUUGACCCCAAGACGGGCGACCGCGUGCCCCAGGCCCAGCGGUACCGCAAGUUCAAGACCAAGAACCAAGGGCUCGAAAUCGUCGCUCUCGGCUUCCUCUUCGACUUCACGGGAAACGCCAACAACACUGUCGUUCAGCCGGUCGAGGAUACCAUCAAGUCGGAUUGGUUCAAGAAGAUGCUGGAGGAGGAGAAGCCCGAUUUGUUUGUCGUCAUCGGCCACGUCGGCCUGCGCAUGCCCGAGUUCAAGGCCAUCUUCACCGCCAUCCGCAGGGGCAAUUGGUUUGCGCCCAUUGCCUUCUUCGGCGGCCACGCCCACGUCCGUGACGCCCUCAAAUUUGACAAAGACGCUUUCGCCCUCGCCAGUGGGAGGUAUGGCGAGACCAUCGGGUGGAUGUCGAUUGACAACAUCAAGAGGGCCAAGUCCGCGUCCGCCGCCGCCGAGGUCUCGGCAGAGAUUGCGCCAUCCGCCUCCUUCACGAGGAAGUACAUUGACAACAACCUCUUCGGCCUCUACCAUCACACCGGUCUCAACGAGAUGACCUUCCCGACCGAGCGCGGCAAGAACGUUACCAAGAUGAUCGAGAAGGCCCGCAAGUCGCUCGACCUCGAUUACAAGUACGGCUGCGCGCCCAAGGACCUGUGGGUCAACCGCGCCCCGUACCCAAGCGACGACAGCAUUUUCACGUGGCUCGAAACGCAGGUGCUCCCGGACGUCAUCCACAAGAAGGACAGGAAAGACGUCCCGCGCCUGGCCAUCGUCAACACGGGCGGCCUACGCUUCGAUAUCUUCAAGGGAGCAUUCACAAAGGACAGCACCUACAUCGUAUCGCCCUUUACCAGUACCUUCAAGUACAUCCCCGACGUUCCGUACGGCGUGGCCAAGCGCGUCAUCGAGCUCCUCAACAAGGCCGGCAAGAUCUUCGAGGCGACGCACGAUACCCGUUUCAUGAACAUACCCGAGAUGAUGUUCCCCAAAGACGACAUGGUCAUGUUGAAGACGGAGCAGGAGGGCGAGCCCCGCCGGCUCGAGCUGCGCCAGGAGACUGAUCAGCACCCGCUGUCUGGUGACGACGACAAGUUCAAGAAGCCGGACCUCAUCGGCGGGUACACCACCAAGGAUGACAUCGGUGCCGACGGCGACGACACGGAGCACGUGCCCAUCCAGUUCUACGAGGUGCCCAACUGCGUGCAGACGGAGAUUGGCUUCCCCAAGGAGGGCGAGCCGGAAAAGGUGGACGUUGUCUUCAUUGACUUCAUCCUGCAGUGGGUGCUUGUUGCCCUCAAGUUCAGCGGCGGCGACUACAGCGAGGAGCAUGUGUUGACAUGGUCGGACGACACGCUUACGUACAAGAUGGGCGAGUGGAUCAAGGAGAACUGGAAGGGAGACUGCUGA